GUGCGUCGCGUCUUUUGAAACAAGCGGUCAAGGUGACAGUGAGGGGCCGGGUGAGGACUAGAUUUGCAGAGGUGUGGAGCGCGUGGAUGCCACAGUGAUCCACUAGACUGACGUCUCUCCGGUAGCGCAGACGAACACCGCAGCAGCCCGGUUAUUCUACAGACUUCAGUUCAGCCAAGCAGUCGACGGUCUCUCUCCUGCGCAGAGAAACACAGAGAGCGGAAUAAAAAAAAAAAAAAAAAGAACUUCAGCAACGACAAGCUGUAGUUUUGCAGCAUGAUCCACCUUCCGCAAUCUCCGUUUCAACGCACGAGCCCAGCAACUGUUUGAUUUUGCUGGUGUGAAGCCUUUUUUUUUGGGAAAGAUUCGUCUUUUUUCCUCCUCCGGCUGAUGUAAAAGAAUCAACCUCUCUAUAUUGGAAUGAUGUGGACCUCUCAUGAUACUGUUGGAUUUGUUUUCUUAGCCGGAUUUUGUGUGCAAUUCGGAUUCUCCUUUGAAGGUCGCUUCACGGAUCUGCCCUCCAACAUGACGGUUAAAGAGGGACAAAACAUAGAAAUGGCGUGCGCGUUCCAGAGCGGAACCGCGUCAGUGUAUUUGGAGAUCCAGUGGUGGUUCGUGAAAGCGCCGGAACCCACUGACAGCGAGGAAGACGUGGAUGCCGAAGAGAUGGAGAUGAUACCAGAGCUGGAUCCUGACGACGAGGGGACAAAAAUAAGUACAGUGAAGGUCCAGGGCAACGACAUCUCACACAAGCUCCAGAUGUCCAGAGUCAGCAAGAAUGAUGAAGGACUGUAUGAGUGCAGGGUGACGCGCGCCAACUACGGGGAGAUUGUGGAAUACAAAGCCCAAGCCUGGCUGAAGGUCAACGCCACGGCCAGGCCGAGACGACCACAGCCACCUCUCAAGAAAAGCUCCCCGCUGCACCUGACGGACAAGAAGCCGAGGAAGUCCAGCUCUUCUCUGGGCCACGACAGCAUGAGUUCAGACCAGAGGGUGGACUCCACUUCAACCUCUCACACAUCCUCCAACACAAAUAAACACAACCCUGGCUCAGGUACAAGAAUAUCAUCCAGCUAUGGACUGGCGGUCCUCCUUCUGGCAUGUGGUUUGGUGAGGGGUGCCUUGUUAUAAUUUGGAGAACUGACAUGGUUUGUGGCCAGAUCUCGCUCUCUCUCUCUCUCCCUCUCUCUCUCCCUCUCUUUUUGCUCUCAAAGCGAACAAAAAAAUUGCCUGUUUUUUUUUUUUUUUUUUUUUUUUGGUUGUUUGUCUUUUCGCCCCUUCCCACCAUGCGGACAGCACAGUUGGCCCUCAUUUCCCAGCGUCCACUGCUCUUGCACCCAGCACAUUGUUAUUAGCCACUGUAAACACCAGUCACCUUUAAAAACCAGUCGGAUUACCUUUUGUACAGACGUCGACUCGAACACCAUCCGAGGUGCAAGGCUCCGCUGUGAAAACAGACUCUAGUUGGAAAACUCUCGUGGAGGAAUGACUUUCUAAUGGUUUCCACUGUUCCUGUCCAUGGUUCAUUGCUCAAAUGUGAACAAAAAAAAAAGGAGAAUCUACAUUUGUGUAAAAUAUAUGAUUCUAGAUAUAUAUGUUUUAUUUGAGACACUGAGAAUUACUAUAUGUGCUGUAUACAUCGCUCACCAUGUUGGCCAUGGAACGUCAGUGUGAAAAGGCACUCUGGCCCUCUCAGAGAAACAAAAUAUAUUCAAGUACAUGCUAAUUCAGACUGUUAACAAUCAACCAUCAGGUUAAAAGUGGUUAAAUUUGUCAUUUUCCUUCAGCUGUCUUGGCCAUCCAAAUGUGCUUACGUGCAUAAUUGAACAUCUUAUUGGUGAUACAGGUGUGCAUGCUUCUUGCUCUGAAGUCCUUAAUGUGCGGGGAAAUAUGUAAAGUGAGCUUCAUGGAUCAGCACUAAUUGGAGUUUGAUGUAACAGUAUGUUGAAUUCCGCUUUAUUUUGAUGUGCUAGCUUUGGUGUGAAGAAAAUAAUUCUUGUUCCUUGUCAUUUUUUUUAAUUUGUAUUGCAUCCUCAGUAGGAAUAAAAAGGAUGUCACAAUUUAUGAGUCAUUUAAAAUCUUAACAUUUGACCGUUGGAUGAUGAAUUUAAAUCCGCUUUGCACCAUUUUUUUUUUUUUUAAACAGCAUGCUCGAGUUGCUGUACAGCUACAGCUGCUUCACGAUGACUCUCCGGUGACUCCACGGUGACUGAGUAUUCCUCCACUUCAGAUCUACAAUACAUAUAUUUAUAGUGAUAGUUUGUUUUAUGUUCAUGCCAACACACACACUCACACAUUUCCAUUUCCAGAUGUUUGUUCUGCUGGACAGCGUCAUAAGAUGCAGUGCAACACACGUUGAUUGAUUUAUCAUUGUAUGACCUCCACAUGUUCAGAAGAAGUUAGUUGUCGUUGAAAUUCUCCCAAUUAUAUUUUUUUAAGCUUUAUUUUCAGAUGAUAUAUCCGAGUUUUUUUUAAUGACGCAAAGCAUUUAUGAGCAGAAGGCUUUGACAAUCUGACACAAACACAGACGGAGGUGUUCUUUCGGUUUCAUAGCGCUUGGUAAGCUUCCGAUUACUACAGCGAUGCAGUAUAAGCUUCAAAAUAAACAGGAUUUUUUUGUUGUUGUUAACUUUUGAGCCGAAAAAAGGAAAUUGUGCACCAUCCAUCAGGAAGGCAGUGGUUCCAACUCAAACUGAAACAUUUAUGAAUAAUAGAGUAGUUUAUUUAUGUCUCAAGAGCUGUAAGUGAAUGUUGCCCGCCAUGAGGAUCAUGCUGCUGGAGUGCAGCGGUCGCCCCGCAAUAAGAUCAAUAUUUUAUUUUGGCAGACAUCGACCCCUAAGCACAUUCAUUUUUUUUUUUUUACACAGUUGAUGCCCAGAAUUGACUCUAAGCUAACAUAAAGCAUGAUUAUGUGACCUCAUGUGUUGUACGGUAUAAUCUAACAUGCAUACAUAACAUACAGAUGAAUUCCUCCAGCGAUUAAUGAGCUGUGUGUUUUCUAAAAGGCUAAAUACUCACCACCCGUUGAGCUUUUAUUCCGCUUUGCAGUCAAAGCAACAAUCCCUUCUGUACAGUCCUACUGCAUUCCCAAAGAACUCUGGGGGGGUGGGGGAGGGGGGGGGGACGUGUUGAUGCAGUGCAAAGGGUUCAAAAGGCAGAGUGUGUGAGGCUUCGGGAUCAGACAAGGAGCAUCAGCAGCUUCCAGCAGGGGGGUACAAGAUGUGCAGGUGAUAAAGGGUGCAACCCUGUCUAAUCCCUCAAGUCCAAAAUAGCUUCAGGGUGUUGUUUGGACAGUUAAUCUAGCAUCACCAUCAUAUAUAAAUAUAUAAGCAACUCCGCAGUGACUGGAAAACGAUUGCUGUGUUUUAAAAUGUUAUGUAUAAAGAUUCAGAAUGUUUAGUUUGCAGAAUAAAGUACAGCUUAUUUUAAGGUAUUGAGAAUGGGAUGUUGGAUGUUGAUUGUGUUGGGAAUGUGCAGCAGCGCGUCGGAGAGUGUGCACAGUACUAGUGGACGGUUUUGUCCAACCCUCAUGUAAAAAGUUACAGAUCUGUACAACUUGUAAAUGAAAUAAUCAGCAUGUUAACAUGUUUUUUUUGUUUUU
Messenger RNA from Labrus mixtus (cuckoo wrasse), 3601 nucleotides. RefSeq names its product V-set and transmembrane domain containing 2A (gene vstm2a). The coding region runs from base 421 to 1131 and encodes 236 amino acids. Lineage: Eukaryota; Metazoa; Chordata; Actinopteri; Labriformes; Labridae. The record is from RefSeq and is a predicted model, not a curated record. The transcript has 5 exons.